ACCACAAUCCCGAGUCUCCAUCUUCCUCCAACAGGGCAAGGGACCAACUUGCGUCUUGCAGCCACAGUAACAUUUUUCUGCUGACAUAACCCCAACCAGAUUUAAAAGACUCCAGUCAUGACGGACUCCAAAUAUUUCACGACAAACAAAAAAGGGGAGAUCUUUGAACUGAAGGCAGAGCUGAACAAUGAGAAGAAGGAAAAGAGAAAAGAGGCUGUAAAGAAGGUCAUUGCUGCCAUGACUGUUGGCAAGGAUGUCAGUUCUUUGUUCCCAGAUGUUGUGAACUGCAUGCAGACCGACAACCUGGAGCUGAAGAAGUUGGUGUACCUCUAUUUAAUGAACUACGCCAAGAGCCAGCCUGACAUGGCCAUCAUGGCUGUCAACAGCUUUGUCAAGGACUGUGAGGACCCCAACCCUCUCAUCCGGGCUCUUGCUGUCCGCACCAUGGGUUGCAUCCGGGUGGACAAAAUCACAGAGUAUCUGUGUGAGCCGCUGAGGAAGUGCCUGAAGGAUGAGGACCCGUACGUGAGGAAGACUGCGGCUGUUUGCGUGGCUAAACUUCAUGACAUCAAUGCUCAGAUGGUGGAGGACCAGGGCUUCCUGGACUCCCUGAGGGAUCUCAUUGCUGACUCAAAUCCCAUGGUUGUGGCCAAUGCAGUUGCUGCCCUGUCUGAGAUCAGCGAGUCUCAUCCCAACAGCAACCUGCUGGACCUCAAUCCUCAGAACAUCAACAAGCUGCUGACGGCCCUCAACGAGUGCACCGAGUGGGGACAGAUCUUCAUCCUGGACUGCCUGUCCAACUACAACCCCAAAGAUGAGCGCGAGGCCCAAAGCAUUUGUGAGCGCGUCACUCCCCGGCUGUCUCACGCCAACUCAGCGGUGGUCCUGUCAGCUGUCAAGGUGCUGAUGAAGUUCUUGGAGCUGCUGCCCAAGGAUUCGGACUACUACAACACCUUGCUGAAGAAAUUAUCCCCACCCCUGGUCACCUUACUCUCUGGAGAGCCGGAGGUCCAGUACGUGGCUCUGAGGAACAUCAACCUCAUUGUGCAGAAAAGGCCUGAGAUCCUGAAGCAGGAGAUCAAGGUGUUCUUUGUCAAGUACAAUGACCCUAUCUAUGUGAAACUGGAGAAACUGGACAUCAUGAUCCGCUUGGCCUCCCAGGCCAACAUUGCCCAGGUGCUGGCUGAACUGAAGGAAUACGCCACGGAGGUGGAUGUUGACUUUGUGCGCAAGGCUGUGCGAGCCAUCGGACGAUGUGCCAUCAAAGUGGAGCAAUCAGCUGAGCGCUGCGUCAGCACCCUGCUGGACCUGAUCCAGACUAAAGUCAACUACGUGGUUCAGGAGGCCAUUGUGGUCAUCAGGGACAUUUUCCGCAAGUACCCCAACAAGUAUGAGAGCAUCAUUGCCACACUGUGUGAGAAUCUGGACUCUCUGGAUGAGCCUGAUGCUCGUGCUGCCAUGAUCUGGAUUGUUGGCGAGUAUGCCGAGAGGAUCGACAACGCCGACGAGUUGCUGGAGAGUUUCCUUGAGGGCUUCCAUGAUGAGAGCACCCAGGUCCAGCUCACUCUGCUGACGGCCAUUGUCAAGCUGUUCCUGAAGAAGCCAUCGGAGACUCAGGAGCUGGUGCAGCAGGUCCUCAGCCUGGCUACUCAGGAUUCUGACAACCCUGAUCUGCGUGACAGGGGCUACAUUUAUUGGCGCCUGUUGUCCACUGACCCUGUGACCGCCAAGGAGGUGGUGCUGUCAGAAAAGCCGCUGAUCUCUGAGGAGACAGACCUGAUCGAGCCCACCCUGCUGGACGAGCUCAUCUGCCACAUUGGCUCCCUUGCUUCUGUCUAUCACAAACCGCCCAGCGCCUUCGUCGAGGGCAGCCACGGAAUCCACCGGAAACACCUUCCUGUGCAGCACAGCAGCAUUGAUACAGGUGAGAGCCCAGUGAGUGGCGGACCAGCAGCUGCCAUGGACCAGCCACAUGUCAUCCCCAGUCAGGGUGACCUUCUGGGUGACCUGCUGAACCUGGACCUGGGCCCUCCAGUCAAUGUGCCCCAGGUCUCCUCCAUGCAGAUGGGUGCUGUGGACCUUUUGGGAGGAGGGCUGGACAGUUUGCUGGGGGGAGACCUGGGCGGAGGUGUUGGGGGAAGUCCAGCAGUGGGACAGAACUUCAUUCCUUCAUCUGUCCCCAGCACUUUUGCUCCGUCACCUACGCCCGCUCCUCAGGCUGUCAGCAGCGGCCUCAACGACCUGUUUGAGCUUUCCACGGGCAUGGCCAUCACAACUGGAGGUUUUAUUUCUCCAAAAGCAGUGUGGCUGCCUGCAGUGAAAGCCAAGGGACUGGAGAUCUCUGGAACCUUCUCUCGCCGCCAGGGCCACAUGUACAUGGACAUGUCCUUCACCAACAAGGCCCUGCAGCACAUGACCGACUUCGCUGUGCAGUUCAACAAGAACAGUUUUGGGAUGAUCCCUACCAGUCCUCUGCCCGUUCACACUCCGCUGAUGCCAAGCCAGACUAUUGAGGUCUCUCUGCCUCUCAACACCAUCGGGCCAGUAAUGAAGAUGGACCCACUCAAUAAUCUGCAGGUGGCUGUGAAGAACAACAUCGAUGUCUUCUACUUCAGCGUACUCAUCCCUCUCAACAUAUUCUUUGUUGAGGAUGGAAAAAUGGAGCGACAGGUGUUCCUGGCUACCUGGAAAGACAUCCCCAACGAGAACGAGCUGCAGUACCAGAUAAAGGAGUGCCACCUAAAUGCAGACACAGUGUCAGGGAAGCUGCAGAAUAACAAUAUUUACACCAUCGCCAAGAGGAACGUAGAAGGCCAGGAUAUGCUCUACCAGUCCCUCAAGCUAACUAACGGCAUCUGGAUCUUGGCUGAGCUCCGUAUUCAGCCCGGGAACCCCAACUACACGCUGUCUCUUAAGUGUCGGGCCCCAGAGGUUUCUCAGUACGUCUACCAGACGUACGACUCUGUGCUGAAGAACUGAUCUCACAGAGAAACUAUGCUUCAUCCUGACAACAAACUGCAGUGUUUUAUCAUUUUCUGCCACCUGCAGCUAACUGCCAAAAUAAGGGUAUCCAAGCGGUAAAAGAUAGCUACUAAAUAAUUUGGAAUAUUGGGCAAAUGUCAGUAAAUCCAAAAGUAUUGUGGAUAGAUAAUGUACUGAAGUUAAACAGUAUGUUGAUGUUUGAUGUUUCCAUUAUUUUGGCAGUUGAAAGCAUAAUUAAAUCCUCUUAUUCAACCCCCUUCUUCUGUUUUUACCUUUCAGUAAAAACAUGUCAACAAUUCCAUCCUUAACUUAGUGUCUUAAUGUUGUAAAGAUGUGACUGAUGGUAAAACUGUCAUGAGUGGAAAAAAAAUCUCCCCAGUUUCCACAAAGCCAAUGUUUUAUUUUAUUUUGUACGGUGUACGGCUUACACUCCUUUUUGUUUCGAUUUAUUUUUUUAUAUUAACUUUGCUCCAGUUGCACCUGCAAAAUAAUUCCAGUGUUGAUUUGUUCCUUUUGCCAUUAAUGUGAGUGAAGAGAAACCAACAAUGUGAUGAUCAGAUGCUGCCAACGUCUGCCCUACAGCAGGUUUGCCUCCUGAAGGUCAGAGCUCAUAAUUACUUUUAGAUACAUGCUAAAUUAACAAAAAUGGAGCACAUUGAGCAUUUGUACCACUGUUUUUCCUGUUAUGACUUUAACACAGCUUGUAUUUAAGGGGAUAACUUACAAUUUAUGCAGCGUUAAGAGCGAAAAUACUUUUUCCUACAAAAGUAUGAAACGUCAAUCGAAAACUUGACAUGACAUUCCAAAAGAUGGAAAAAGAAAGUGACCAGAUCCAGGCAUUUCAUUGCUGCUACACUUAAGUCUCCUGACAUUUGUCCUCUUAUCUGUGACAAAACAAUAUUCAGAAUAUUCAGCAAUAUAAAGCAACUUCAGUGGACCUGUUCUGGCAUUAUAGAAUUUUUUUUUACAUAAUUAUAAAAAAAAUAAAACAUGUCUACGAUUGCAUUAUAAAGACACAAAAGUAACUCCAAAACAUCCAGUUUAUUAGAGGAAAACUGUCAGUAGAACAGACGGUCAAGGAACUUCUGACUGAAGUAACGCACAGCACAUUUGUUUAAAUUCUUGUUUAGGUUGCCAUUUUAUUUUCAACUUGAAAGUCUUCACUCCUUAGCGUGGAACCACUACACAAACUACAGCAGCUAUUGAUAAUGUGUUAACACACCAGUGCCACUCCGUUUUAAUAACAUUUGCUAAUUCAUUUCACAUGUGAUUCUUUCUGUAAUAGCCCCGUUUACUGCAACCACACAGUUGAACGUGGCUUUACGCAUCUGUUUUGUCAUUCCUAUUUAUUGUGCAUCUACCUCUGCGUGUUUCCUUUUUAACUGGCUUUAUUGUUGCAGUAGCUUCAAUUCUGUAAUGUGCUUUAAACGAUUCACCUUUUUCUUUUGAUACCAGUGUUGUUUUUUGUUAUCUUCAUGCCAUUUGCUGUCAAGACAGUCUAAAGCUGUGGCAAGUCGAGCGAACCAAUCUCACAGGACCAAGCAUUCACGCAAAUUAAAUGCCAAGCUUAUGUUUCAAUACCUUAGUGUCAAUAUAAUCUUCUAAUGUUGGCUAUUUGUGCCAUAAGGCCCUAGUGCAAUGUGUUUCAGUGGUGGUGUAGUUAAUGUAGCUAAUAAAUUAACAUGUAUUGGUAUUACCCUGAAAAGGAAAUUAAGUCUUGCCUUUAUCUAAUCAACAGAAAAGACUUUUUCAGCGUAACAGUUGUGUUGGUGACACUAUUUUCCUACAUGUAACAAUAGGUUUAUGUGCCUGCAUGAGCCCACUGUCAUUUUUAUUCUUUCUCAUUUAGGCUUUGCUCCAUUUACAAACUAAUCCCUCAACUUCAAGUCUCUAUUGUAGAUCUCAUGUUUGUUUUUUUAAAGCAGCAUUGUCUCCAGCACUCCAACACAUAGACGUAUAUCUAAAACCUUUGCCAGCAAUACAGGAUGUAUGGUGAGAACUAUCGAAGCAUCUUAUGAGAUGGAAUAUUUCAAUUGCUGUAACCCUGUUGUAAUGAUUUGUUAUUGUCACAGUACCACAUCUUAUGUCAUUAAACUGUCAAAAACA
Centropristis striata (black sea bass) is the source of this 5088-nucleotide messenger RNA. RefSeq names its product adaptor related protein complex 2 subunit beta 1 (gene ap2b1). Gene Ontology annotation, molecular function: clathrin binding. The record is from RefSeq and is a predicted model, not a curated record. The transcript is spliced from 22 exons. Lineage: Eukaryota; Metazoa; Chordata; Actinopteri; Perciformes; Serranidae. Gene Ontology annotation, biological process: vesicle-mediated transport; intracellular protein transport. Bases 118 to 2979 code for a protein of 953 amino acids. Gene Ontology annotation, cellular component: clathrin adaptor complex; membrane coat.